CUCUUAUUUAUUUAGGACAUGUACCUGAAUGCUGGUGGAGUGACUGUCUCCUACUUUGAGUGGCUGAAGAACCUGAACCAUGUCAGCUACGGUAGACUGACCUUCAAGUACGAGAGGGACUCCAACUACCACCUGCUCAUGUCCGUCCAGGAGAGUCUGGAGAGGAAGUUUGGGAAGCACGGAGGAGCCAUCCCUGUGGUCCCUACCUCUGAGUUCCAGGCCAGGAUCGCUGGAGCUUCAGAGAAGGACAUUGUGCACUCAGGACUGGCCUACACCAUGGAGAGGUCUGCCAGGCACUAA
Molecule: messenger RNA, 300 nt
Organism: Oncorhynchus gorbuscha (pink salmon)
Lineage: Eukaryota; Metazoa; Chordata; Actinopteri; Salmoniformes; Salmonidae
Product: glutamate dehydrogenase, mitochondrial-like
Exons: 4
Coding region: 19-300 (93 amino acids)
Biological process (GO): L-glutamate catabolic process
Cellular component (GO): mitochondrion
Molecular function (GO): L-glutamate dehydrogenase (NAD+) activity
Source: RefSeq, a predicted model, not a curated record